Molecule: messenger RNA, 4763 nt
Organism: Anoplopoma fimbria (sablefish)
Lineage: Eukaryota; Metazoa; Chordata; Actinopteri; Perciformes; Anoplopomatidae
Gene: adgrd1
Product: adhesion G protein-coupled receptor D1
Exons: 25
Coding region: 394-3060 (888 amino acids)
Biological process (GO): adenylate cyclase-activating G protein-coupled receptor signaling pathway; cell surface receptor signaling pathway
Cellular component (GO): membrane
Molecular function (GO): G protein-coupled receptor activity
Source: RefSeq, a predicted model, not a curated record
GACAUCACGCUUUGCAAUUCCCACGUUCGGUCCAACAAGCCAGCACGGAGCUUCUCUGAUCCUUGCCUUUUCCAGAUGCAGCCACAGAAACUCAAAAGAAACAAGUACUAGUUCACUGUAGGAAUCACGAUCACGGAUUACAGUUUUCUGCGUGGAAGUUUGGUGUUCAGAUUUUUUAUCAUGAGAAGGUAAAACUUCUGAAGUUUUUCUGCCACAUGCCAGAACACUAAAUUGAUUCCUUUUUUUUUUAUAUUUUAGUACUGUUAUUAUUAUUUAUAUAUAUUUCGUAGUUUGGAAACAUGGACUGAUCAAAAGUUUUCAUAUCUUGGAAUAAUGUGUGGCUCCUCCUGGAUUCAUCUUCAUUUGGGGAUUUAACCGCUGUUUUAGAAAAGAAUGUAUAUUGUACAUUUUACAAAAGCUAUGGAAUUUUCUUUGCGAAUUCACCUCUUUACAGCUUUUGUCUGCUGUAUUAAGGUUUAUGCUCAAGUGGUACAACCUGCAAAGCAUCCAGGCCUGCAGGUGUUGGCCACGGCAUCACAUUAUUGGCCUCUCGACGCUGUUGAUGGAAUCCAUGAGCUGUGGGACCAGAUUGGAAACAGACCAGGUUAUGUUAACGGAAGUAACAUAAAUAUUGUUGAGGGAAUGGUCAACAAAGGCAUCUUUCUAAAUGGAGACAACGGCGGUACCUUUCUCCACUUUGGAAACUACCAGAACUCUUGUAUUAGUGACCCUACAUGGUGUGGUCCUGAGGGGAUUACCUUCUCCUUUUUUUGGAAAAACUGUGAGGCAGAGUCCCGUUUUGCUGUCGCGUCUGGAGGGAAAGUUAUCUCCAAUGGCUUCUCUGUCUACACCAAUCCCCACGGAGGAUAUGUUGAGUUUUACACAAGAGGCAACAACCAUAGAUGGAAGGCCAACAUCAGUGUCCCAGGGCCUUACUGGACCCACAUUCUCUUCACAUGGAAGAAAAAGGAUGGUCUGACGGUCUACAUCAACGGGACCUUCACUGCUGGUGACACAGAUGGCGGUGUCUCAGAGAACUACGGUGACCCUUAUCCUGACCUUAUCAUUGGAACUGGCAACGACAGGGCAUAUGGUCACUAUGUAACCGGCGCCUUCGAUGAGUUUGUCAUCUGGGAAAGGGCCCUUUCUCCUAACGAGAUCUUGCUCUACUACAGUGCAGCCACAGGCCGGGCCAUGGUUUCUGCCACAACACCCAGAGUCUCCAAAGAAGUCACUUCAACUGCACCAACAGCUAGCGCCCCUGAAGUGAGUCCUCCUGUCAUCAGCAGCCAGAGAGAGGACGUCCAAAGGUCCCAGGAUCCGGAGUCCUUGCCGGUGUUGGGCUUCCUUAAGGCGCUUCCCAAUAGGACCAUUCCUCACAACACUGCCAACAACCUCACACAGGCUUUUCUCAAAAGUGUGGAAGAAGUGCUGUCCUCUCCAGGGCUGCCAGAGCAGCAGUCCAUCCCCGUGGUCAGCGGUCUGAUCGAGACCGUGGACAGGGUGAUGGAACACAUGGUGACUAACCUAGAGCCCAGCCCGAACUCCCUCAUCUCCCUUGCUGGAACAUCUUUUGUUGCAGACUACUCUCUGAUGAAAUUCCCACAGAACUACAACCUGCCACAUUACCGCUUCCCCACACAAGGCAAAAGUUACAUCUCUGUGCCAGGAGAGGCUUUCAACAUGCAGUCUCAAACCACCAUCGUUGGCCUCUUCUACCACAACAUGCACAACUACUACAACGAGAUCAGCCCUGUCAAGACCAGAAUUAACGAAGCAGCUGAUUUUAAGGAUCACAAGAUUCAAGUAGCAAGCUGUCUGAUCUCUCUGAAAGUGGAGCCUUCGCCGGCCCUGUCAGUAAACCUCUCUGGAGCGCCACUCAUCAAGAUUGUCCUCACCCACAUCCUGACUAAAGAACAGCAGGAGCAAGUCUUAAAUCAGAGCAAUAAAGUCUUCCUCUACUGUGCCUUCUUGGACUACAGUUCAAAUGAGGGAGUGUGGUCCAAUGAAGGUUGUGUACGCUCAGAUGGAAACAUGACGUACUCUGUGUGUUUGUGCAACCACCUCACCAACUUUGCCAUACUUAUGCAAGUGGUGCCAUUAAAGCUCACUACUGGCCACAGGGUGGCACUAUCAACCAUUGGUUAUGUCGGCUGCUCAAUUUCCAUCGUCUGUCUUGCCAUCACUCUGGUCACUUUUGCAGUUCUGUCGUCAGUGAGUACCAUCCGUAACCAACGCUACCACAUCCACGCCAACCUGUCCUUUGCCAUCCUGGUGGCUGAGAUCUUACUGCUCAUCAGCUCUCGCUUUGAACCGGGCACGUUGCCAUGUAAGGUGAUGGCUGUCCUGCUUCACUUCUUCUUUCUGAGCGCCUUCGCCUGGAUGCUUGUGGAGGGCCUCCACCUCUACAGUAUGGUUGUCAAGGUGUUUGGCUCUGAGGGCAGCAAACACUUCUACUACUACGGCAUUGGCUGGGGCUCUCCAUUGGUGAUAUGUGUGGUUUCCGUGACAUCGGCUCUAAACAGUUAUGGCGAGGUUGACAACUGUUGGCUGUCACUGACGAAUGGAGCCAUCUGGGCAUUUGUGGCACCAGCUCUGUUUGUCAUUGUGGUGAACAUUGGCAUUCUGAUAUCUGUGACCAGGAUCAUAUCUCGAAUCAGCGGAGAGAGCUACAAAGUUCAUGGAGAUGCCAAUGCAGUCAAGCUGACAGUAAAGGCCGUGGCCGUGCUCCUGCCCAUACUCGGCAUUUCCUGGAUCUUUGGCGUUCUCGCUUUCAACGCACACUCUUUGCCAUUCCUGUAUAUUUUUGCUGUAUUCAACUCGUUACAGGGGUUCUUUGUCUUCUUGUUUCACUGUCUUCUCAACUCUGAGGUCAGAGCUGCUUUCAAACACAAAACCAAGGUGUGGUCUCUUACUAGCAGCUCCAUCCGAAACAUCAAUGUGAAGCCAUUCAACUCAGACAUUAUGAAUGGAAACAAGGAAUGCGUGACUCCGACCAAGAUGAACACAUGGGAAAAAAGCACCAACUCGGCCAAUCGUAUCGACCUCUCCGCUGUGUAGGAUCAUUUUUCUUUCUGUGGCAGGAGAGCAAUCUGCAGCUCACUAGUGUAGAAUGACAAACACUAGUCAGAGUAUUCUCCAACAAUGUUAUGCAAUGAAUUGGACACUCAUCCGCUCAAGUGAAAGAGAUACCAAAGGAGAUGUUCUGUAGCUGAAUAAUAGCUUCACCUUUAAAGACAAACAGACUGUAAGGACUGUGCCUUUUUAUUGUCUCCUAAAAACAUAUUGUGUUCCCAAAAAACAAGAGCAGGGAUUUCUGAGGAGGUCAGUGAGAGUCUUAGCAUCCAGGAGUGCAGUUCAGGGUCUGGCAACAACGCUCUGUGUAGAGGAGCAUCUGGACUUGUAAGUUGCAUAAUCCCUCUGUAUAUUGCAGUUGAUUUUCUAAUUGGCAAGAGUUUAUGUAACAGAAUAGUUCAAUAUUUUGGAAAAUAAGCUUAUUUAUUUUUCUUGCUGAGAGAUGAAAAGAUUUAUACCAACUGUAUGUCUGUUCGGUGAAUAUUAAGCCACUGCCAGCAGCUGAUUAGCUUACCUUAGCACAAAGAAUAGAAACAGCUAACCUGCCUCUGUCAUUAAAUAACACAUAUAACAAAACAGACGUGUAAAAAUGACACAUUAUGGAUUCACUGUUAUGUGCCUGACUAGCAAGCCGUGCUAUCUGUUUCCCCUGUUUCCAGAAUUUGUGCCAAACUAAGCUGAAGUAAUCUGCUGCUGGCUGCAUAUUUAACAUACAUACAUGAGAGUAACAGUAAACUUUUCAUCAAGCUCUCCGCAAGAAAGCAGAUAAGCUUUAAUGAAGCAAUUUCAUCUGCUUUAAUUUACUUGCAGAUAUUGUAACAUUAGAGAUCAUAAGUAUUUUAAGGGUAUGGUAGGUUACAAAUAGGCUAAAUAAACUUGGAUAGGAAAAAAACAAGGAAAGCGGUAUAUUAGAUUUGUGCCUUUGAACAAAGACAUAAUGAUUUCACCAGCUGUUAAGAGUAUUCAUCAUCACAAAUGACAAAAUGCUUAUUUUACCUGGAUGAACUUCUCCAAAAUGUACCUGGUUCAUGCAACUUUAAUCCAAUGUUGGGCACGGCGCAACACAACAACUGCAUGAUCACAAUGGAUGAAGCAGCAAUGUAAUUCUGAUAUAAUGUAUUUAUUUAUUUGAUGAUUCUGUAUAAUUUCUUCUGCAAAAUGUCACAGCUCAACAAACUGUAUGGUCUCAUGUUAAAUUCUGUGUCUAUUUGAGUGUUUUCUCUCUUGAAAUGGUAUAUUUGCAGUACCUCACAUCUUAGUAAGCUGCAAUAUGUUGUGCCUUUUGAGGAAUAGUGAAUAAUUGCUGAGUGUUUUGGACACAAUUCUGUGAAGUUUCAUGGUGUCUUAACUAUUUCUGUUGCUUAUUUCUUUUACAUUUUCAUAUAUACUUUUGUACAAUGAAAUAUGUUCUAUAACAGAGAGACUUGAUAAGGUUGUGGCUUUUUUUUCUUAAAUACUGUGAGAAUGGAGGGAGAUGCCAUAUUUCAAAAUGUCAUUGAUCUUACACUGUACCAACAUUAGGUUUCCUAAAACAGGAUUUACUGUAAGUCACUCUGCGCUCACUUUUCAUGUCAAAUUUAAAGUUAAAUAUUUCAAUAUGUCUAUGCUUGUAUGGCCUUUAAUUGAUUGUUGUUUUAUGGUACUAUGGUUUGUGCUUCCAAUUAUCUUUAUUAUAAAACGUUUAUGAC